CUCUUCCCGCGGCACCCCCAUCACUCCGCCAGAUCGAAGAAGGGCAAGGAGGCGAGGCGCGGCGGCGCCGAUGGCGAGCCCCGCUGGGUUGGGUUCGCCUCUUGGCAAAAUUUCAGCGCUACUCCCAGAUAAGCAAUGAUGACACAACACCAAAGGUCAGAGAAGACUUUUGAGAAAGCGAUGGGAUCAAGUUGUUAGCUAGCAUCCAUGUAUCAUGAUUCCCUGAUCCUGCUGUGCCAAUAUAAAUGAAGGGAGCUUGUUACUUGGUCACAAGCUAGACAAGGCCAUGCAUCGCUUUACAUGACACAGAAGUUCAUUUUCCUGCAAUUUGAUUGUCACCAAGUAGGAUUUUUAAAUGAUCUGUUCUUUUUUCCAAAGAAAGCGUAGGGGAAAAGGUCGUCACCAAGACAGCAAGUAGGUUGUAAAGAAAGUAUCUGACGGCCGGUUCAGGUCAACUCAAUCCAAGCUGUCUAAAUACAUGUUGUUGCUGCUGUGUACUCUGUAGGCUGUACUCCUUAGUUUUCUUGUUUCAUAAAGAAAUUACCUUGAGAUAUAAUAGUAAUGCAGAUGCCAGGUAUACUCGUUUAUUGUUAGAUCAGUAAUGAUGAGGCAACAUCACAACAUCAAAGGUCAGAGAAGACUUUUGAGAAAGCGAUGGGAUCAAGCUGUUAGCUAGCAUCCAUGUAUCCUGAAGGGAGCCUGUUGCCAAUAUAAAUGAAGGGAGCCUGUUGUUUAGUCACAAGCUAGACAAGGCCAUACAUCGAUCGCCAUCAUUCCAAUGGCGUCUGCUGUGGCAAGCAGCGACAAGCAGCAGGACAUCCCGACCGUCGACGCCGACCAAGCGCGCGCCCUCUUGAGCUCCGGCCACAGCUACAUCGAUGUCAGGAUGCUGGAGGACUUCGACAAGGCGCAUGCCCCCGGUGCUCGCAAUGUGCCCUACUACCUCUGUGUCACGCCCCAAGGGAAGGAGAAGAAUCCGCACUUCGUUGAGGAAGUAGCUGCACUCUGUGGCAAGGACGACAGCUUCAUUGUGGGUUGCUUCACGGGGAACAGAUCCAGGUUCGCGACUGCAGACCUUCUAAACGCGGGAUUCAAGAAUGUGAAGAACCUGGAAGGUGGCUACCGCUCCUUUCUCCGGAGUGCAAAUCAGCAGCCAGGCCAACAGUAGCAACCAUCACCA
This is a messenger RNA of Phragmites australis (common reed), 1180 nucleotides long. RefSeq names its product thiosulfate sulfurtransferase 18-like. The record is from RefSeq and is a predicted model, not a curated record. The transcript has 7 exons. Lineage: Eukaryota; Viridiplantae; Streptophyta; Magnoliopsida; Poales; Poaceae. The coding region runs from base 779 to 1168 and encodes 129 amino acids. Gene Ontology annotation, molecular function: catalytic activity.